Messenger RNA from Paecilomyces variotii, 3343 nucleotides. RefSeq names its product putative RNA-binding protein. The transcript has 6 exons. The record is from RefSeq and is a predicted model, not a curated record. Gene Ontology annotation, molecular function: mRNA binding. Gene Ontology annotation, cellular component: cytoplasm. Bases 100 to 3213 code for a protein of 1037 amino acids. NCBI's taxonomy places the organism in Eukaryota, Fungi, Ascomycota, Eurotiomycetes, Eurotiales, Thermoascaceae. Gene Ontology annotation, biological process: post-transcriptional regulation of gene expression.
UACCAAAGAUCUAUCCGAUCUAGCUCUUGCUUGGGGGAUCUCACUGACAUGUCGACCGCGGUCCACGUUGCAGCCUGACCUUGCCCGCAUCCUCCCACCAUGGCCUUCAAGAACGGCCUCAGCGAGCGACUCGACGAGCUACGCUUCACCUCACCGCGCUCUCCUCAGUCCGAAUCCCCUUUCUCGGGUUAUGGCUCUCUUUCGCCGGGUCAAUCGAGCUUCAUGGCGUUCCAACGACCUUCUCAAGAUGUGCGCGCCAACCUCCAACGCCGUUUCACCACCGACGCGAGCAAGCUCUCUUCGUGGAGUUAUUUCAAUCAGCAGCAGCAACCUCAGUUGCCGGAGUCCAUAGACCUGCUCUCCUCGACUACUCAGCUUCAUAAAUCCCAGCUCUUCGAAAAGAAGCGCCAGCAUAUCGAGUAUAUGCGAGAGCAAAAGAAACGCUUCGAAGCGGACAUGAAGCUCCUUGAUCUCCAGCACGAGAGGGAGAAACAGGAAAUGGACCAGCUGGCACGCGACCUGGCUCAGGCAGGGCUCUCUGGCCCUGUCAGUGAACCUACCACUCCGCCUGAGUAUCGUGACAGCGGAUUUCCCACUGUAUUUUCUCGUCCUACUCGAUUCUCUACCUCGAGCGUCACGUCCUCCCCGGGGAUCUUCAAUGUCUUCGCCCCGUCUCAGGUAACCUCUCCUCAAUCUAACCAGGCUAGGUCCAGCGCUGCCCAGACUCCCAACAACCGUUUCUCUGUACAGUCUGUGCCGGGCUCCCGUAGAAACUCGGAAGAGGAGAGCUACUUUAGCGAGACUCUUUCACCAUAUCGCAAUUCGUCAUCAGUGAACAACCGUUAUUCGAUGCCUGUUACCGGCUUGUCAUCUCAGCUCCGCUCGAGCCUGGCGGGCUUUGGCAACAACAAUAACGGUAACGGCAUUGAUUCCUUCAGUGCGGCCAAGUAUCUCUUCCACAAUGAAGAUGAUAGAGCGACCCUGAAGGACGAAGACAGGCUCCCGACUCCUGACAUCAAGAGCUAUCUCAAAAUGACCGAUCCAGAUGACAAGUUCCCUACUUUGUCUCGUCGUGAGGACAACUCGGGACUGCUCUCUGCCAACUCUGAUGCGCUGGACUUGGCCAAUUCCCGUACUCCAGGACCACAGGACAACUGGAGCUCGCACAACCGUCAUCGCUCUUCUCACCAGAGUAUGCCCCAGGGUGCGCUGAACAUGUACCGUCUCGAUCAGCUCAGCAGCCCUCAGAGUGAAAAGCCGAUCAACGUGGCUAAUCCUUCUCGCCACCUAGCUCGUCACUCUCUCGAAGUCAAUCUGCUCUAUGGCGGUGAAAAUGGCCAUGAAGCGCUGGCUCCCAAUAACUCUAGCCGUCCGACGUCCCUGCAGUCGUCCUAUUCGACCAACGAUCUCCCGACUGUCAAGGGCAAUGGCUUUAAUGCCGCCAUUACACCCCCAAAGACCCACGCUGAACAGUUCCACCACCACAAUGCCAGCUUGGGUCGCAUUCCCGGUAACAUGGUCGGUAAUCGGCAGAAUCGUGAGUCGCCAGAGCGUGAUGAGAUGAAGCUCCACACCACGCAGGGCCAGCACUCCGCUCUUCAAGCAAGCGCUGCGCCAUUCGGACCUCAGUUGACUUCUCCUACGUCUCCUACGAGCAUCGCCGGCUCCGUCACUCCAACCCCGCUUACGGCGUUUCAGACUCCAUUCUAUGGUUAUGGUAUGCCAGCCUACGCCGGUGCGAACCCCAUGCAGGCCAACGGCCAAGUGCAGAACUAUACGGCACCGGGUUCGUAUGCCGCUUACCCAUACGGGAACUAUCGGUUCCCUGAGAAUUCCGCGCGGGGCUUGAACUCUCGUCGCAAUGGGGAGGGAGAUGCUCCUCAGCUGUCUCGUUUCAGUAAUGUUCCCCUCGAACAUUACCGCGGCGAGCUCUACGGACUGUGCAAGGACCAGCACGGAUGCCGUUAUCUCCAGAGGAAGCUUGAGGAUCGCAACCCCGAGCAUGUCCAAAUGAUAUUUGACGAGACCCACAUGCAUGUGGUUGAGCUGAUGACCGAUCCCUUUGGUAAUUAUCUCUGCCAGAAGCUACUUGAAUAUUCCAACGAUGAGCAGCGUACUGCUUUGAUUAACAACGCGGCGCCGCAGCUUGUGAAGAUCGCACUCAACCAGCAUGGAACCCGUGCUCUCCAGAAGAUGAUCGAGUUCAUCUCUACUCCUGAGCAGACGCAGACCGUGAUUCGCGCUCUUCGGGACCGCGUGGUGGAUCUCGUGCAAGAUCUGAAUGGCAACCAUGUUAUUCAGAAGUGCCUCAACCGUCUCUCCGCUGAGGAUGCCCAGUUCAUUUACGAGGCGGUUGGUGGUAACUGCAUCGUCGUCGGAACUCAUCGCCAUGGAUGCUGUGUCCUCCAACGCUGCAUCGACCACGCCUCUGGCGAACAGCGUGCCCGCCUCAUUGCGCAGAUCACCGGCAAUGCCUUUCACCUCGUCCAGGACCCCUUCGGUAACUACGUUGUUCAGUACAUUCUUGAUCUUGCUGAGCCCCAUUUCACGGAGCCCUUGUGCCAGAGCUUCCGUGGCAAUGUUCCCGCCUUGUCGAAGCAAAAGUUCAGUUCGAACGUGAUUGAGAAGUGUCUUCGCACUGCAGAUUACCAGAUGCGCCGCCAGAUGAUCGAUGAGAUGUUGGCCCCCAGCGAGCUGGAGAAGAUGCUCCGGGACUCAUUUGCUAACUACGUGGUCCAAACUGCGAUGGACUUCGCUGACCCUGAAACCCGUGCUCGCAUGGUCGACGCCAUCCGUCCGAUUCUUCCGUCUAUUCGCCAGACCCCUCAUGGUCGCCGUAUUGCUGGAAAAAUGAUGGGAUCCGAGGGUUCUGGCAGGACCAGCGGCGCUACGAGCAGCACUGCAAGCGGACAGGUCACUCCUAACGAGAUGACUUCUGGUCAGCUCCCAGCGACAUUGCAGAUUCCUCAGAAACCUUUCUUGUACCAACACAACUCUUUCCCCGCCUCCAACGUCGGUCCUCAGUUCGGAAACCAAGGCAUGGGGUUUAGUGACGCCGGAAACUCUGCCUUUGUCCCUGGUUCUGCAUCCGGGUCCGCCUCCAACACCCCGUCUGGCGGUGCUAGCGAGACGCACACCCCCAUAUUCAGCCCUACGCCCCAGCAUCCUAACGGCAGCCUUGGUGCUCAGGGUCAAGUGUACGGAUACAUCUAGAGUUUUCUUUUGUUGUUUCCGAUUCAUGAGACCUUGUUACAGGAUUGUACUCAUACUUGAGACGAUGCAACGAUAUUCAUGACUUUUUACGGCCCUCGACUGACUGUCAGCGAGAUUCUCGGGAACCGAA